UCUCUUUCUUUUACAUUUAUAUAUGGGGCAAUCAUAAAAGGCCCAACCCUUACUAUUUUUCUGUACCAUAUUCACAUUCUUUUCUGGACCUCUAAUCAUGGAGGAUCAAAUUAUCAUAGAAAGUGUAGGUCAAGAAAACUUCCCUUCAUCCUCCACCACCACCACCUCCUCCUCCUCCUCCACCACCUCCAGUGUAACACUAUGCGAUCAAAGCACAAAGAGAACAAAAAAGGGUAAGGUCCAAAAAGGCUGCAAAAAGGUUCCAGGACAAAAUUCCGGCAAUGAGACCAACAAGCGGAGGGGGAAUGGGCGCGAUGACGGUGGAAACCACCCGACUUACCGGGGAGUAAGAAUGCGUACUUGGGGCAAAUGGGUGUCGGAAAUUCGUGAACCGAAGAAGAAAUCAAGAAUAUGGCUCGGAACAUACCCUACUGCUGAAAUGGCAGCUAGAGCACAUGAUGUAGCAGCUUUGGCCAUCAAGGGUCACUCAGCUUAUCUCAAUUUUCCUCAACGGGCUCAUGAACUUCCCCGGCCGGCCACAGCCGCCGCCAAGGACAUCCAAGCCGCCGCCGCCAAGGCAGCAACGGUGACCUUUUCCGAUCUUCCCAACUAUCAUUUGUCAACCAAUUUGGCCAUGGAGAACAGGGAAGAAUCGUCGAAUUUUCCGGUGACCGGUGAUGAUGAUACAGUUUUUGACCUACCAGAUCUUUCCAUGGACAGCACUGAUCGGAAUGAUGGGUAUUGUUAUUAUGCUUCGACAUGGCAACUGGCUGGAGCUGAGAUAGGUUUCAGGCUUGAGGAGCCAUUUUUAUGGGAGGAGUACUAGUGAAGCCAUAAGCCAGCAGUAACUGACUUGAGAUUACAUCAUUUACGGUGAAAGUUGUUACGAUGGAACCUUCUUAUAAUCAACUUUGAAGUUGGUUUUUUACCAACUUUGGUUCAAUUUAGAUUUGCAGCUUGAAAAGUGAGCGGUUGUUUUACGUUCUUUCUUUCUUUUUCUUUUUUUUUUCAACAGUGGGGGCUAUCCGGACCAAUUUAUGCACAUUUUGACUAAUCAUCUUUUUGGUCCAAAGACAGACCAUUCGCGCCGAGGCUACUAUAUUAAUAAAAGAUAAAUCUCUCAUGAUUU
Ilex paraguariensis (yerba mate) is the source of this 1129-nucleotide messenger RNA. The record is from the annotation of a GenBank genome assembly. Lineage: Eukaryota; Viridiplantae; Streptophyta; Magnoliopsida; Aquifoliales; Aquifoliaceae.